CCAUGCAGCCGCCAUUGUGAUUCGCUGUGAGCCUAAGCAUAAACAGUCGUUUCGUUAGUGCCUUUCGAGUUUCGUUUGAGUUUCCGUGGUUUUCGAGUUUCUAGUUUCGUGAUUUGUUUUAUCGGACUGUUUUCGGUAUUCGGUUUCUUCGCUCUUUUCUUCGGCUACUUUUGACCUUAUCGGACGGAGUGGUGUUUUUUGUGUAGUUCGUUUCUCGGCGUGGACCGUUUGUGUGAGUGUGCCUAGUGUCGUGUGCAGAUGAACUGCUUCCCUUUUGUCACGCCAUGACUUCAAAUUCAAGUAGAUCUGUCCAUGAACUCCUAGAACAGGGCAAGUGGUCUGUCGUACAAAUAGACGGCACUGGGGAAUUUGAUGUGUUACCCAACAGCUGGUUUACAAGUGUGAACAAAGCACGUUACUAUGACAGCAAUGAAAUCUCCUUGGCCACAGCCACUAAAAUGGUCAAAAACCUAGAUGAAGCCCCGGAGGACUGGAAAAUUAUCAAUGUCACCCUGAAGAAAAGAAAUUAUGGAACCUUUGACGCAGCCAUGAAAAAAAUAGUAGAUUUGACUCAUGAUCGGGGCACUGCCAGCGAGAGUGAACCUAAAGGGGUUGGUCAGCGGAAGAUCAAACCUCUAGUCCGCCUCUCUCCUUCUUUCUUCAAGAAGACGGCACGAAGUCUACAAUUUUCCAGUGAUUCUGAUGGGGAUAACGAGACUCUAUCACAAAGACUCUCCAAAAAGAAGAGACAUCAUUCCAAAGACUCGGAAGUCAAAACCAAAUCAUCGCCAAAGAAAAGUAGAUCUUCAACUGAGGAGCCAUUAGUGCUACCUGGUACCUCUAGUUCUAGUUCCUUGGUGGUAUUUGAGUCAGUAUUAUCCCCAAAGAAGAAGAGAACUGAGAAUACUAAAAAUGAUCAUCCUGAGUCAUCACCCUCUAAGAAGAAGAUUCCUGAAAAGAAGAAAAAUGAUCAACCUGAGUCAUCACCCUCUAAAAAGAAGAGUCCUAAGAAGAAAAAAGAUGAUCCUUCUGAAGAUCGUUCCAAGACGAAGAUGCCCCAGAGUGAAAUCGAAACUUGCCUCCUGAAGCGGAAACGACUAAAGCAUAAGUGUGCUUUUGAAUAUGGCCCCAUUUCGCUUGUAACACUAGCUCACUGCUUUUGUGUCUUAUCAAGAUUGAUAGAAGGUAUUUUAGCCGAACUGAAUCUAAUGAAAGAACUGGUUCAGGGACAAGGAAAUGACGAGGAUGAAAACGUCGAUUCAGAAGAUGAGAAGGCUGCAAAAAUUAAAGAAAUGUUACCUUUUUACGAGUAUGCAAAAAUGAAAGAAUUUAAUGCUGAGCUCUCUUCUGACCCAGAACUGGAAACCUUUCUUACCUCAUAUUUGAAAUCUAAAGCGUCCAAGACGAAUGCAUCUAUUUGUGCCACCAGCGUUGCUAGGCAGCUUAUAAGCAAGUCACUAUGCAAGCAUCUCGUCCUUAAAGGCAAAUCGAAGACAAAACAUAGUUUUGAGAAGUUGAAACUCAAAACCAUCAUCACAAACAUUGUACGCAAAAAAUUCCCCAAGGUUUCAAAGAGUGAAAUUAACCAGACAGUUGAUAAAGCCUUAUCAAGAUUAUUCACUCAAACAGCUUCGAAUAUUAAGCAAGGACUGUCAAAAUCAGAUACACCAACCAAAGUUGAGACUCAGAUUCCAGAAGAUAUUCCAGAAGAUAUUCCAGAAGAGAUUGGAUCAUCAGCUAGCGAUUGAAAUUUCAAUUUUCGACAGUUCUUCUUGGUUUUUAAAAAAAUCUGAAUUUUUAUUACGUUCCAAGCAUCUAAAAACGAACUGUUCCUCUCGGCAUGUUUUUGGUUUUGUCAUUUUGUUGUGAUCUUUAGAUCUCCAUCCCCUUCGUUUGUGUUUUUCAAGUAAUGCCUAAGGAGCGCUACUAUUUAGCUGUCAGGUUUGAAUUCCUACCGCUAGUAUCCCCAAUUAAAUCAGGUAAAUGAUAACUAUCAAAUUCAGAUACACCAACGAAAGCUCAGAUUCAGAUUUCAGAAAAUAUCGGAUCAUCAGGAAACGAUUGAAAUUUUGAUUUUUGACCGUUUUUUUUAGUUUUUAAGAAAAUAUGAAUUUCUAUUACGGUCCAAGCCUUUAAGAACUAACAUUUCCUUUUCGCAUAUUUUUGCUUUUGUCAUUUUAUUGUGAUCUCCUUUGAUCUCCAUCCCCUUAGUUUAGUUUUUUCCAAGUAGCGAUCCUAAGAGCCGCUACUACGCUGCAGUCAGGCUUGAAUUCCUGCUGCUAGCAUCCUCUAUUGAAUCAGAAAAAUGAUUACUAUCAAAAUCAGAUACCCCAACAUAAGCUCAGAUUCAGAUUUUAGAAAAUAUUGGAUCACCAGCGAGCGAUUGAAAUUUCAAUUUUUUACUGUUCUCUUUAGUUUUUAAGAAAAUAUGAUUUUUUUACAUUGCGAAUCUAAAAACUUUUGACUGAUUAACUUUUAAAUUUCUGAAAAUAUCGGGUUGUCAGCAAACGAUUGAAAUUUUGAUUUUUGACCGUUCUUUUUAGUUUUUAAGAAAAUAUGAAUUUCUAUUACGUUCCAAGCCUUUAAGAACUAACAUUUCCUUUUUGCAUAUUUUUUGUUUCGUUAUUUUGUUGUGAUCUCAUUUGAUCUCCAUCCUCUUAGUUUAGUUUUUUCAAGUAAUGAUCCCUAAGGACCCCUACCUUACAUCAGUCAGCUUUGAAUUCCUGAUCUUCAAGUCAACUAGAGAUCCUGUCAAACAAAACUGCAUGUAAGCUGUCCCUAAGAUCGGUAGUUGAAAAAAACUAGAAACUAAAAUUGUUUAGUCCCUUCAUCCAGUCAACGUUUUGUACCUUCUAAUUUAAUCUAGUUCCAAUGUUUCAGUCAGUUCCUUUUGUCUGUUGAAGGGACCUCUUGUUGUGAGUAAUUUUUUUUUAGUUAUAAUUUUAGGUUAUUAAUUGAAUUUUUGAAUAUAUUUAACUUGAACUCUUAUUUGGAUUGCUUUUAGCAGAGAGGAACCAAGUCACAUUAGCCAUUGCCGAAUUUAAUUUGGCAAAUUAAUUUUUUACAAGAGGUCGUUUCCUGUGACAAUUUUCAGGAAUUUGC
Molecule: messenger RNA, 3102 nt
Organism: Bemisia tabaci
Lineage: Eukaryota; Metazoa; Arthropoda; Insecta; Hemiptera; Aleyrodidae
Source: RefSeq, a predicted model, not a curated record